AUGCGCGCCUCAACCGUCAUCCUCAACUCCCUGCUCCUGGCCACUGGUCUUGCAGCCCCCGCCGCCGUUGUCAAGAGGGACCUGGCGUCCAUCCAGGGUGCGCUCAAGACCAUCGAGACUGGCCUCGGCAAGCUCACCACCGCCGUCAAGGGCAUCACGACCGACCCGCAGAGCGGGCCCCCGGUCCUGUCUGCCUCUGACGACCUCGGCAAGACCAUCAAGCAGGCAACCACCGACAUCAACGCCAGCCAAGAGCUCUCGCUCCAGGAUGCCCUGACCCUCCAGCAGUCCUCUGGCGGCCUGACGACCGCCGUCAAGGACACCAUCGACGCCCUCAAGGGCAAGAAGGACACUCUUGACCAGCUCGGCUUCACCAAGAUCGCCGUCCAGACCCUCCAGACCCAGAAGACCGACUCGACCGCCCUCGGCAAGGCCAUCGUCUCCAAGAUCCCCGCCAUCGGCCAGAGCAUCGCCCAGCAGGCAGUCGACCAGGUCACCGCCCAGAUCGACGACGGCAUCAAGGCCCUGCAGGCACCUCCCGCCAACGGCGCCGCCCCUCCCGCCGCCGGUGCCUCGCCCACUCCCGCCACCCCCGCCGCCCCCGCCGCCCCCGCCGCCCCCAAGCAGUCUGGUGCCCCCAAGGCCUCUCCCGCCCCCGCCGCUGGCCAGGCCAACAAGGCCACCACCAACCCGUUGACCAGCGCCACCGGUGCGCUCCUCGGCACAUCGGGUGCCCAGCCCGCCGCCGCCGUCCCCGCCGCCGGCGGUGCUCCCAACAUCAACGGUGCUCUGGCUUCGGUUGGCGCCGCCGCCGGUCUGAACAACGGCAAGGGUCAGCCCAACACUGCCAACCCCAUCGCCAACACUGCCACCCAGCUCCUCAACCCCAAGCCGGCUGGUGCCGCUGCCAAGUAA
This is a messenger RNA of Pyricularia grisea, 915 nucleotides long. RefSeq lists its product as uncharacterized. The record is from RefSeq and is a predicted model, not a curated record. Lineage: Eukaryota; Fungi; Ascomycota; Sordariomycetes; Magnaporthales; Pyriculariaceae. The transcript has a single exon. Gene Ontology annotation, cellular component: extracellular region. Bases 1 to 915 code for a protein of 304 amino acids.